CAAAUCCACCACGCUUCCAAUCUAUAAUAAGAUGCUAUCUAUCCGGUGUCCGGACACCACCUUAAUUUCAUUCUACGCCAUCUUUUUCCUCCAUCAAUUGUCCAUUACUUUACCGAAAACAAGAAAGUUUCUCCAAUGGCCUGCUCAAGCUCUGCAAGACCAACCAAAGUUCAGGAACUGUACGUGUACGAGAUCAAUGAACGUGAUCGUGGAAGCCCCGCUUACCUCCGUUUGAGCCAGAAAUCCGUCAAUUCUCUCGGAGAUAUGGUCCCGUUUAGCAACAAAAUAUAUGCCGGAGACCUACAGAAGCGGUUGGGAAUAACAGCGGGCAUGUGCAUUCUGAUCGAAAACAAACCCGAAAAGAAAGGUGACCGGUACGAGGCGAUAUUCAGCUUUUAUUUCGGGGACUACGGUCACAUAUCGGUGCAGGGACCGUAUUUGACCUACGAGGACUCGUGUUUGGCCGUGACGGGUGGUUCUGGUAUCUUUGAGGGGGUGUACGGGCAGGUGAAGCUGCACCAGAUUGUGUUCCCCUUCAAGCUUUUCUACAUUUUUUAUUUGAAGGGCAUUGGAGACUUGCCGGAAGAGCUUGUUGGGAAGCACGUGGAGCCGAUCCCAGCUGUUGAGCCGAGCCCUGCGGCUAAGGCUUGUGAGCCCCAAGCCACCAUCGCUAAUUUCACUCGUUGAAGUAAUAUUAUGAACGUCGUUGUUGAUGACAAUGACAUUAAUUGAUAGGCAAUAAAUUAUUUGCAUAUUGUAUUUUUCCCCGAAUGUGACUUUCUUAACGUCACACAUAAUAUUCUUGUGGAAGUUAGCAAAUCCGCGUUAAUUUACUUCUUCAAUUUUUAAAGAGAUGUUAUAUUCUCAAAGUGUUGUAUAACAUACAAGUUUAAUUGCGUAAUAUUAUAUAUAAUUUUAGA
Juglans microcarpa x Juglans regia is the source of this 920-nucleotide messenger RNA. RefSeq names its product allene oxide cyclase, chloroplastic-like. Bases 136 to 687 code for a protein of 183 amino acids. Lineage: Eukaryota; Viridiplantae; Streptophyta; Magnoliopsida; Fagales; Juglandaceae. The transcript has 3 exons. The record is from RefSeq and is a predicted model, not a curated record. Gene Ontology annotation, biological process: jasmonic acid biosynthetic process. Gene Ontology annotation, molecular function: allene-oxide cyclase activity.